Messenger RNA from Vigna angularis (adzuki bean), 2858 nucleotides. Its product is annotated as pentatricopeptide repeat-containing protein At3g54980, mitochondrial. NCBI's taxonomy places the organism in Eukaryota, Viridiplantae, Streptophyta, Magnoliopsida, Fabales, Fabaceae. Bases 110 to 2623 code for a protein of 837 amino acids. Gene Ontology annotation, molecular function: protein binding. The record is from RefSeq and is a predicted model, not a curated record. The transcript has a single exon.
AGCCAGAGUGGAAGAAUUUUCAAGAGAAAAUGUAAACUGUCAAAGCUUCCUUCUUUUACUGAAGCUUUUGAAGUUUGAAUUCCCUUUUGUUGCCCAUUCUCUCUCAACAAUGCGAAAGAGGUUUCUGAGCAUCGUUUGCUCAAGCCCUCCAGGGAACUUUAGCCCAUUAUCCCAGUUCUUCUCAAGUCUCACGGACUCUGACCAUUUUCCCGAGAAAAUCGUUUCAACCUCCAAUUUUCCCGAGAAGACCCCCCUGGAAGCCCAAUCUCCUGAACCUCGUAGGAUUCCGUCGCAAAAUGAAGUCUUGGACACCCUCUUGCUCCACAAAGCGGACCCCAGAUCGGCGUUGGUGUUCUUCAAAAAAGUAGAGAGGCAACGAGGGUUUUUAAAAACCGUUGAUGUUUUGUGCUUGUUGCUUCAUAUUCUCUGUUCGAGCCCCGACACUCACGGAGAUGCCAAGUAUUUGCUCAAUAACUAUGUGUUUGGAGAUUCAGCCCCUAGUCCGAAGGUGCUAGUGGAACACUUGGUGGAGUGUGCGGGAAGGUACGGUUUUGAAUUAUCCGAUUCAAGGGUUUUCAAUUAUCUCUUGAAUGGUUAUGUUAGAGCUAAUAAGAUCACCGACGCUGUUGAGUGCUUUAGAACCAUGUUAGAGCACGGCGUGCUUCCUUGGGUUCCAGUUGUGAACAUACUUUUGACUGUCAUGGUUAGGAGAAACAUGGCUGACAAUGUGCACCAAGUGUAUGAUGAAAUGGUUGACAGAGAACUUUAUGGCGAUUGCUAUACCCUGCAUAUUUUAAUGCGUGCGUGUUUGAAGGGACAGAUGUUUUCGAAUGCUUGGAAGUAUUUCGAAAAUGGGAUUGGUAGAGGAUUGAAGCUUGACGCGGCUGCCUAUAGUAUUGUUAUUCAGGCUGUUUGUAGGGUCCCGGACUUGAAUUUGGCGUGUAAGCUGUUGAAGGAGAUGAAGGAGUUGGGAUGGGUGCCAUCUGUGGGUACUUAUGUGGCUGUGAUCGGUGCUUGUGUCAGGCGGGGGAAUAUUGUAGAGGCCUUGAGGCUCAAGGAUGAAAUGGUGAGUAACGGUGUGCCUAUGAAUGUAGUUGUUGCGACGAGCUUGAUUAGAGGGCAUUGUAUGCAAGGGGAUGUGAAUAGUGCAUUGCGGAUGUUUGAUGAAGUUGUUGAGGCUGGUGUUGCUCCCAAUGUGGCUAUUUUUUCGGUUUUGAUAGAUUGGUGUUCUAAGAUUGGGAAUGUGGAGAAGGCCGAUGAACUUUACACCAAAAUGAAACUCGUGGGCCUCCAACCCACUGUCUUUAUUGUAAGUUUUCUGUUGAAAGGAUUUCUGAAAAGGAACUUGCUAGAAAAUGCAUAUACAUUGCUUGAUGAGGCAGUUGAAAAUGGAAUUGCUAGUGUUGUUACAUAUAACAUUAUUUUAUUGUGGCUCUGUGAAUUGGGCAAGGUUAAUGAGGCUUGCAAUUUGUGGGACAAAAUGAUUGGUAAGGGUAUUACGCCUUCACUAGUUUCUUACAACCACAUGAUCCUUGGUCACUGCAAAGCAGGCUGCAUGGAUGACGCAUAUAAUGUGAUGAAUGAUAUUAUUAAAUCUGGCUUAAAACCGAAUGUCAUCACUUACACAAUUUUGAUGGAAGGAUUUUUUAAAAGGGGUGAUUGUGAUCAUGCUUUUGAUGUGUUUGAUCAAAUGGUGGCUGCAGAUAUUGUGCCUACUGGCUACACAAUCAACACAAUUAUGAAUGGCUUGUGUAAAGUUGGCCGAAUGUCUGAGGCAAAGGAUAAGUUGAACACUUUUAUCAAGCAGGGUUUUAUUCCCACAUCUAUGACCUAUAAUUGCAUCAUAAAUGGAUUUGUCAAGGAAGGUGCAAUUGAUUCUGCAGAGUCUGCCUAUAGGGAGAUGUGUGAAAGUGGAAUUUCACCUAAUGUCAUCACUUGUACUAGUUUGAUUAAUGGAUUUUUCAGAAGUAACAGGAUUGAUCUUGCUUUGAAAAUGUAUGAUGAUAUGAAAAACAAGGAUUUGGAAUUGGAUAUUACUGCAUAUAGUGCUCUCAUUGAUGGUUUCUGCAAAAUGAAGGACAUGGAAAAUGCAAGCAAAAUCUUCUCUGAACUUUUGGAGGUUGGUUUGACUCCAAAUACAAUUGUUUAUAACAGCAUGAUUAGUGGCUUCAGAAAUUUGAAUAAUAUGGAAGCAGCACUUAACCUGCACAAGGAAAUGAUAAAUAGUAAGAUUCCAUGUGAUUUGAAAAUAUACACCUCACUGAUUGAUGGACUUCUAAAAGAGGGUAAAUUAAGUUUUGCGUUAGAUCUUUACUCACAAAUGCUUUCCAUGGGUAUUGUCCCUGAUAUCUUCAUGUACACUGUUCUGAUAAAUGGACUCUGUAACCAGAGACAACUAGAGAAAGCGGGCAAGAUUCUGAAGGAAAUGGAUGGGAAUAGUAUAACUCCUACUGUUCUUCUUUAUAACACUUUAAUUGCUGUACAUUUUAAGGAGGGCAAUCUACAAGAGGCUUUUAGGCUGCAUGAUGAGAUGCUAGAUAAAGGUCUUGUGCCUGAUGACAUUACGUAUAAUAUUCUUGUAAAUGGAAAGUUAAAGAGAUCAUAUGCCCCGGUUGGAGUUUAAUUCACGCAAAAGGAUCCUGGGCUGCACUAAUUUUUCCAUUGGACUUUCUUGCAAACCGAGGUUUGCUGAAAGUUCUCAAAUGUUUUGAAAUUGGUGUCAUCUACAUGGAAAAAAUUGCCUUUUGCAACAAUUUCAUCAUGAUUCAUAUAAAGGAAAUUGUAGUUCUUUCAUUUUCAUAUAAAUGAAAUUGUAGUUCUUUCAUUUUUAUAUUAUGGGUUCAUUUACCAAUUUAGCC